Messenger RNA from Drosophila sechellia, 1529 nucleotides. RefSeq names its product circumsporozoite protein. The record is from RefSeq and is a predicted model, not a curated record. The transcript is spliced from 5 exons. Lineage: Eukaryota; Metazoa; Arthropoda; Insecta; Diptera; Drosophilidae. The coding region runs from base 37 to 1479 and encodes 480 amino acids.
GAAAAUUCGCAAUUAUCUUUAGUUCCAUAUUCAAACAUGAAAAUAAUAGUAGUCGGUCUUUUGUUGGUGAUUUCCUUAGUUGGACACAAAACAAACGCAAAAAGUGUGGCCAACACCUUGGCCAACGAAAUCGGUCAGGAUGCCUCCGCUUUCGGUAAUGAAUUAGGCCAAGAGGUCAUCCAAUAUGGCCAAGACGCCGCCAAAAGUGGCGUGAAGUACGGAGAAGCAGCAGAAAAUGCCUCAUCCGGUUGGGAACUUGGAAUGGAUGGCAGCAUUUUUGGUCACGAAUUGGGAGAUGAGGGCAAUUUGUUAGGACAAGAGGCUUCCAAUAGCGCUAUUAACUUUGGACAUCAGGUGUCCCAGGAAGCGGAAGAGGCAGCCAGUGCAGAACUCAAAGCCUUGGCAAGCCAGUCUGCCAAUCAAACCAGUAAGAAAUCUGUCAGUAAGCGUGAUGUAUCAAGUAGCAACGAGAAUCCUUCGGUUACCUGUGCUUGCACCUGUUCCACCGAUGGCGCUGCAUCCAAUGUGGGAAAUAAGGUUGCAGAGUCGGCCGGAAAGGCAGCUCAUGAUGUAGCCGGCGCUGCUGGAAAUGUUGCCUCGAGUGUUGCUGGAGCUGCUGGCACUGUCGCUCACGAUGCUGCAGGUGCUGCAUCUAGUGUUGCAAGUGAUGCUGGACACAUUUUCCACGACGCCGGCAAAGUUGGAGGCGACAUUGGAAAUGCAGCUGGAAAUGUGGCCUCGAGUGUUACUGGAGCUGCAGGCACUAUCGCUCACGAUGCUGCAGGUGCUGCAUCUAGUGUUGCAAGUGCUGCUGGACACAUUUUCCACGACGCCGGCAAGGUUGGAGGCGACAUUGGAAAGGCUGCUGGAAAUGUCGCUGGAAGUGCAGCAAAUGCUGCUGGAAAUGUUGCCUCAAGUGUUGCUGGAGCUGCUGGCACUGUCGCUCACGAUGCUGCAGGUGCUGCAUCUAGUGUUGCAAGUGAUGCUGGACACAUUUUCCACGACGCCGGCAAGGUUGGAGGCGACAUUGGAAAUGCAGCUGGAAAUGUGGCCUCGAGUGUUGCUGGAGCUGCAGGCACUAUCGCUCACGAUGCUGCAGGUGCUGCAUCUAGUGUUGCAAGUCAUGCUGGACACAUUUUUCACGACGCUGGCAAGGUAGGAGGUGAUAUUGGAAAUGCUGCUGGAAAUGUGGCCUGGAGUGUUGCUGGAGCUGCUGGCACUAUUGCUCACGAUGCUGCAGGUGCUGCAUCCAGUGUUGCAAGUGAUGCUGGACACAUUUUCCACGACGCCGGCAAGGUUGGAGGCGACAUUGGAAAUGCAGCUGGAAAUGUAGCUGGAGAUGUUGCGCAUGAUGCUGCAAAUGCUGCAAAUGUCGCUGGAGAUGUUGCUAAUGCUGCUGGAAACGUUUCUGGAGAUGUAGCUAAUGCUGCUGGAAAUAUUGCACAUGAUGCAAGCAACAUUUUCCACUCCAUAUUUUAGAGUUUCUCUCUACUUUUAAUAUAAUAAUAAAUGAACGAGCAAAUUAAUGA